Molecule: messenger RNA, 486 nt
Organism: Drosophila navojoa
Lineage: Eukaryota; Metazoa; Arthropoda; Insecta; Diptera; Drosophilidae
Gene: Polr1H
Product: RNA polymerase I subunit RpI12
Biological process (GO): termination of RNA polymerase I transcription; DNA-templated transcription
Cellular component (GO): RNA polymerase I complex
Molecular function (GO): nucleic acid binding; zinc ion binding
Source: RefSeq, a predicted model, not a curated record
CAUUUCACAACACUGGCCACUUGCACGUGCGACAUCGACUUGUUUUGUUUUGAAAUGGAAGUUUUUAAUAAUCGUCCCGGAUUCUGUCCGUCCUGCGGAUCUAUCCUGCCACCACUGCAAGUCAAAGGAAACGUAUUUUGUUAUAACUGUAAACAAGAGUUCUCCCCAGAUGUUUACAUAGGGGAGACAUCCGAAUAUACAAUACACUUCAAUAGCUUCGAUCCCAGCAAAAUUUCCAAAAAAAUUACUCAAAAGUCCGAAGAAACAGAAGCAGAUGGCCCUGUUGUAGAGCGCAAGUGCCCCAAAUGUGGCAAUGACAAAAUGUCCUAUGCCACAUUACAGCUGCGCUCGGCGGACGAAGGUCAAACUGUGUUCUUCACGUGUCUGAAGUGCAAAUACAAGGAAUCAGAGAACUCCUAAAUGCAUAAACUUAGCUGUUAGUCAACUAAUUGUGUAAAUACAUAUAACUUAUAUUAGUCAAAAUAA